UCCCGCUCGUUAGCUAAUGGCUUCGUCUUUUCUCCCUCUCUCAUAUUUCGUAUGGGUCAACCCCUCGUCUCUUUUAACGGAUAGGGUACGGAGCACAGGAGUCCGGUUUCGGUCUCUUUCCACGAGAGAUGGGUCGACGAAAGAGGGGAGGCAAGGCGGAGCUAGGGUUCCAAUUUGCCGGGCGGCUCCCGUCGUCUUCCAAAAUCUUGAGGCUGAUGAUUUUCGGCAUCCACUAGACAAGCAGAACACGUUUCUUUUGAGGAUGAUUCCUGGACUGAAUGAACUAGGCAAAGCUUUGUUAGGUCCAGUUGCAGAGCAGGUUUUGUUUUUUGAAAAUAUAGGAACGUCUGUGCUUGUUUCAGAAAAACAGCUAUCUGAUCUUUAUCAGCUGUUGCUUGAGGCUGCCAAAGUAUUAAAUAUAGAACCUCCUGAUUUGUAUCUCCGUCAAAAUCCUGUCCCAAAUGCAUAUACUUUGGCAAUCGGUGGCAAGAAACCCUUCAUUGUUGUCCAUACAAGUCUUGUUGAGCUUCUUAGCAGAAAGGAGUUGCAGGCUGUUUUGGCUCAUGAACUUGGUCAUUUGAAAUGUGACCAUGGCGUGUGGCUCACUUUUGCGAACAUCUUAACACUUGGAGCUUACAGUGUACCUGGCUUUGGUGGGAUUAUAGCUCAGAGGCUGGAAGAACAGCUAUUGAGAUGGCUUCGAGCCGCUGAACUAACUUGCGAUAGAGCUGCACUUCUUGUUGCUCAAGAUCCGAAGGUUGUCAUCUCUGUUCUGAUGAAACUCGCCGGAGGAUCGCCUUCUCUUUCAGACCAGCUAAAUGUUGAUGCAUUCUUGGAACAAGCUCGAUCAUAUGAGAAGGCUUCUUCAAGCCCAUUUGGAUGGUACAUAAGGAAUGCUCAAACAAGCCAGCUAUCCCACCCUUUGCCUAUUUUCCGUGCUCGAGAAAUAGAUGAGUGGUCCAGGAGUUCAGAGUACCAGUCCCUAUUAAAAAGGGCAACGCAAUACAAACCCCCUCAAAGAGUAUAGAUUCCAUCAAAUACAUGAUUAUGAAAGGACUUACUGAAGUCCUGCAUGUAUAUAUACACACAUAGCAAACAUAUAUACCUCUUCAGAUGCUGGUGCAAAUGUGAUUGCAGGUUGGUUCUAAAUGCUAGAAACAUGCAUAUAUAGUUCAAACAUUACAGUCUAAUUAUCUUCUUCCAUCCUGUAUAUGUGGUAUCUCUAUGCUGCUGCUUGAUAGCCUUAGGCUUCAUUUGGGACGACUUUUUUAUUGCUUCGUAAAACAAAUUUUUAGUAAAAAAAAACUGCUUUAAGAAGCUGUAAAAAAGUCGUCCCAAAAAAAAAUCUUUGUCAAUAUCAAAUAGUGGAUGAUGUAAAUUUUUUUUCCGAACUUUGUGUGAAUUUAAAUCUCAAACGCGCAUAUGAUGUAACAUCUCAAACAUGUCUAUCUCUUGGCUAUAAGUUUUAAGCUUCCAAUCAAUAGAUGAAGAUGAGUUGUCAUA
This is a messenger RNA of Dendrobium catenatum, 1503 nucleotides long. RefSeq names its product protease HtpX homolog. Gene Ontology annotation, molecular function: metalloendopeptidase activity. Gene Ontology annotation, cellular component: endoplasmic reticulum membrane. The record is from RefSeq and is a predicted model, not a curated record. Gene Ontology annotation, biological process: CAAX-box protein processing. NCBI's taxonomy places the organism in Eukaryota, Viridiplantae, Streptophyta, Magnoliopsida, Asparagales, Orchidaceae. The transcript is spliced from 9 exons. Bases 17 to 1027 code for a protein of 336 amino acids.